AUUCUACGCGCGAGUUAGUAACCAAACUGGUUUGUAGUUGGUUCCUUUAGGAAUGGUUGUAUUCUUAUAAGAAUAAAAAUAACGUUUUAAUUUAAAAGUUUAUUGACAUUAAAUAGUGUUCAAAUUUUUUUCGUAACCAUUUGUCAAGUGGACUUACAACUCAGUAGGUAGUGUAUUAUGAAAAGUUAAAAACUUUAAUUUUUUCAACAAAGGCGGGAAUCGCAGUGUUUAUGUUUCUCGAGGAGUCUUUACAGAGAUCGCUUGGGAUUUUUGAGGUAAUAUAAUGCGCGAGAGCCUGCGCCGGCUGGCGGGGUCGGGCAGCACGUCGGAGGAGGGCAUGGCGCGGGCGGGCAGAUGUACUAAGCGCGUUCGCGUGCAACUCUUGGACGGGGAGUAUAUCAGUAUUGACGUUGACCGUAAAGCGCGAGGUGUAGACUUGCUGGACCGCAUCUGUGAUGACCUCGACAUAGUUGAGAGGGAUUACUUCGGUGUGAUUCGCGCGAACCAGACAGAACAACGUGUCUGGAUAGACAUGGAGAGGACACUCGCCAAGACAUUCAGAAACGAGCCGUGGGAAGUACGUUUCGUGGUGAAAUUCUAUCCACCAGAGCCUUCGGAACUACGCGACGAUAACUCCAGGUACCAGCUCAGCCUGGCCGUGAGACAAGACAUCAUGGAAGGUAGGUCCUCAUUUCAUGUAUUCAGUUUUUAUUUAGUUUCUUAUGAUCUAGGGACCAGCUGCCUGCGCUUCCGCCUGCCCUCCACCAGCGCCUGCAAGCUGCUGUGGAGGUGCUGCGUCGAGCAUCACAUCUUCUUCAGACGCGAGACGCCGGUGUGUGUGGAGCGCGUGCUCGGGUUCCCGCGACUAGGCGCGCGCCGCGUCUCCUGCCGCCGCACGCUGCAGCAGCUGCGCGCCCGCGGCACACACACACACUGUACAGAACCGCCGCUAGUCACAUGACUUACAGAAAUAAAAAUAUCACACAAACUACAGUA
Papilio polytes (common Mormon) is the source of this 996-nucleotide messenger RNA. Its product is annotated as band 4.1-like protein 4B. Gene Ontology annotation, cellular component: cytoskeleton. The coding region runs from base 284 to 961 and encodes 225 amino acids. The record is from RefSeq and is a predicted model, not a curated record. The transcript has 6 exons. NCBI's taxonomy places the organism in Eukaryota, Metazoa, Arthropoda, Insecta, Lepidoptera, Papilionidae.